AUUCCCUUUAAAUUAUUAUAGAAAAUUUAAAUUUUCCUACUGAUUACAGAAAAUCUCCAGAUAUAGGAAAAUUUUCCUAUCAAUGGCAACUUUGUUUGACAGUGACGUUUACGUUUAAACAAACGUCAGACGUCAGGUGUCAGGUGAUUCAUUCUAAUAAAAAUAAACGAAAAUAAAAUUAAAAUAGUGAAUAUAAAGUAAAAAGUAACUUCAAAAAUGUUUUCUAGCGGUCCAAAUUAUCCCAAACUGAAGACAAAUCUUCGAUUGGCAAUGUCGAGGCUUAAAUUGCUCAUGAAAAAGAAAACGGAACUCACAGAAAAGGCUAGAAAAGAAAUAGCUGAUUACAUAGCUGCUGGUAAAACUGAAAGGGCUAAAAUAAGGGUAGAAUAUAUAAUAAGAGAGGAUUAUAUGGUAGAAGCACUAGAAGUUGUAGAAAUGUAUUGUGAUCUGCUUCUAGCUAGAUUUGGAUUGAUUUCUAAUAUGAAAGAGUUGGAUGAAGGUAUAUCAGAAGCUGUCGCUAGCCUCAUUUGGGUAGCCCCACGUCUCAUGGCUGAUAUACAGGAAAUAAAAGUUAUUGCUGACCUCUUAGCAACGAAAUAUGGCCCACAGUAUGCAGAGGCAUGUAGAAUUGAAUCUAUAGAGGCUGUAAGUGCAAAAUUGAAACACAAAUUGUCCAUUCAUGCCCCUCCAAAGCUGCUGGUAGAAAAAUAUAUGAUUGAAAUUGCUAAAUGUUAUAAUGUAGCUUAUGAGCCUGAUCCGCAAGUUAUGGCUAUGGAAAAAGGAAAUGACGCCAUGUUAAUAGAUUUGUCUUCCAAUAAUUUGGGAGGUGGUGGUGGAGGAGGAAUGCCCCAACCUCCUGGAUUCUUUGGAUAUCCAGCCCCUCCACCAUUACCAGCAAUGGGUAAUCCUGUACCAUUUGGUUAUCCACCCCCCAAAGGAAAAGAACUCAACGUUGAUCCAACAGCCCCACCUACACCUCCGGCAGCAUUUUCUUACAACAUUCCACCUAAUGUUGAUUUUAACAACGAUGGAAUUGAGAAUAAUUUGCCCACCUAUAAGCAUCUCUAUCCGAAUUUUAGUAAAAAGCAUGACCCAACAGACCCUCAAUCAUCUGAUGCUGAGAAAUCUGAUAAGGAGAACCCUAAAGAGUCGAACUUAGACGAUAAUCUCGAUGAGAAUAACGAUGACAAACCUAAGCCUGCUCCGAGGUUAAAGAUGAAUGAUAAAGUCUACGACUUACCAGAAUUACCGUCCGUGCCCAAUCUAGAUGUAAAAGAUCCUCAAGAAACCGGCAAAGAUGAUGACAUCGAUUUUGAUGACCUGACAAGGAGAUUUAACGAUUUAAAGAAGAAAUACUAGCAUAAUAAUUGUUCAAAUAUCUUGUAACCAAUAAAAAAAUCGAUAUGCUCCUAACCAAAAUGUGAUAAGCUUAUGCACUUUUUUUAAUCAUGUUUUGUUGUUUAUAACCUAAAACUUUUUAAUCUAUAUCGUUCAAAUGUUUAAUAUAUUAUAUGCUAUUGAUGCCGGAGGUAGGUCUAUUGAAAAUUUAAAUAGGAUAAAAAUGUUAUUUUUUUUUUGUAUUAUAGUAUUGAAACUAUGUAGUUUUCUUAUAUGCUUUUAUAAUGUACCUUUUUUUUUGGAAAUAUGUAUAUUUUUUAUUAUAGAGAAAGAAAAUAAAGCCAACUUU
Molecule: messenger RNA, 1687 nt
Organism: Psylliodes chrysocephalus
Lineage: Eukaryota; Metazoa; Arthropoda; Insecta; Coleoptera; Chrysomelidae
Source: the annotation of a GenBank genome assembly